ACGAACAUGAGGAGUGAUGACGAGAACAAAGAGCGCCAAUUCGUCAUCAUUUUUCGUUGGUCUUCUUGGGAGGGGUCGUUACUUCUUCUACGAGAAAACUUUGUGAAAUUCUCCACCGCUUUCAAAGCAAGAAGUCAUAAAAACAUUUAUCCACAAUGCGUGAGUGUAUCUCAGUUCACGUUGGACAGGCAGGAGUGCAGAUUGGUAAUGCUUGUUGGGAAUUGUACUGCUUGGAGCAUGGAAUCCAGCCUGAUGGCCAAAUGCCGAGCGACAAGACCAUUGGAGGCGGCGAUGAUUCUUUCAAUACUUUCUUCAGCGAAACUGGAGCUGGAAAGCACGUUCCUCGCGCUGUCUUCGUCGAUUUGGAACCAACGGUAGUCGAUGAAGUCCGCACUGGUACAUACCGCCAGUUAUUCCAUCCUGAGCAGCUAAUCACUGGCAAGGAAGAUGCUGCCAACAACUAUGCACGUGGCCAUUACACCAUUGGCAAGGAAAUUAUUGACCUUGUCCUUGACAGGAUUCGCAAACUGGCAGAUCAGUGCACUGGCUUGCAAGGUUUCCUCAUUUUCCAUUCCUUUGGAGGUGGCACUGGCUCUGGGUUCACGUCACUGCUUAUGGAACGGCUGUCAGUUGACUAUGGCAAGAAGUCCAAGCUUGAAUUUGCUAUCUACCCUGCCCCACAGAUCGCAACAGCUGUUGUGGAGCCUUACAACUCCAUUCUUACCACCCAUACCACACUUGAGCAUUCUGACUGUGCUUUCAUGGUGGACAACGAGGCCAUAUAUGACAUCUGCCGCCGGAACUUGGACAUUGAGAGGCCCACUUAUACCAAUCUGAACCGACUAAUUGGACAGAUUGUGUCCUCAAUCACGGCUUCUCUACGAUUCGACGGUGCUCUAAAUGUUGACUUGACAGAAUUCCAGACCAACUUAGUGCCCUAUCCACGAAUUCACUUCCCUCUGGCGACAUACGCACCUGUCAUCUCUGCCGAAAAGGCCUACCAUGAACAACUCAGUGUGGCUGAGAUAACCAAUGCCUGCUUUGAACCAGCCAAUCAGAUGGUGAAGUGCGACCCUCGUCAUGGCAAGUACAUGGCUUGCUGUCUGUUGUACAGGGGUGAUGUUGUUCCUAAAGAUGUUAACGCUGCCAUUGCCACCAUCAAGACCAAGAGGACCAUUCAGUUUGUUGAUUGGUGCCCGACUGGAUUUAAGGUCGGCAUCAAUUAUCAGCCACCCACAGUUGUACCAGGUGGUGACCUUGCUAAGGUGCAACGUGCAGUUUGUAUGUUGAGUAACACCACAGCUAUUGCAGAGGCCUGGGCUCGUUUGGAUCACAAGUUUGAUCUGAUGUAUGCUAAGCGCGCAUUUGUCCAUUGGUAUGUGGGCGAAGGAAUGGAAGAAGGAGAGUUCUCUGAGGCCCGUGAAGAUCUGGCUGCCUUGGAGAAAGACUAUGAAGAAGUGGGCGUGGAUUCUGUGGAUGCCGAAGGCGAAGAGGAAGGAGAAGAGUACUAAACUGGCCUGACGUUCUAUUUUUGAUUUUUUUUUUAUACUUGGCUUGACACUUGAAUAAAACUUUGACUUUGUAGUUUCA
This is a messenger RNA of Pocillopora verrucosa, 1590 nucleotides long. RefSeq names its product tubulin alpha-1A chain. Lineage: Eukaryota; Metazoa; Cnidaria; Anthozoa; Scleractinia; Pocilloporidae. The record is from RefSeq and is a predicted model, not a curated record. Gene Ontology annotation, biological process: mitotic cell cycle; microtubule cytoskeleton organization. Gene Ontology annotation, cellular component: microtubule; cytoplasm. Gene Ontology annotation, molecular function: structural constituent of cytoskeleton; GTP binding.